AUGGAUGCCUCAGAAGUUCUUCGGAUUAUUGGUGCACUCAAUACACGCACUCUCCAGGCAGAGCGCCGCCAAGCGCGAUCUGAACAAGAGCUAGUCGCCAUACGGGAAUCGCUCAGCCAAUCUAGGAGCGAGCUAGAGGAAAUCGUCCGUUUAACCGAGCUCCUGUAUGAGGUUAAUCGGCGAAUGGGAUCAAUGAUGGACUACCUAUUCAGAGAGCAGGGAAUCAAACAUGGGCUUGGAGAUGCAGAGUCAUUUGAUUUGAUGUUUGACUUGGUGAUGAAGGGGGUGGAGGCGGAGGAGGCUGGGCAGGCACCAAAGUGCGAGAAGUGCGAGGAGAAAGGGGGAGUCCCCACCGGCAGCCGUGCCUCCGCACCUGCCGAGCUCAACAGUGGAAGUGGUGCAAAUUGA
This is a messenger RNA of Penicillium canescens, 408 nucleotides long. RefSeq lists its product as uncharacterized. The record is from RefSeq and is a predicted model, not a curated record. Lineage: Eukaryota; Fungi; Ascomycota; Eurotiomycetes; Eurotiales; Aspergillaceae. The transcript is spliced from 2 exons. The coding region runs from base 1 to 408 and encodes 135 amino acids.